Molecule: messenger RNA, 2015 nt
Organism: Notolabrus celidotus (New Zealand spotty)
Lineage: Eukaryota; Metazoa; Chordata; Actinopteri; Labriformes; Labridae
Gene: hmx3a
Product: H6 family homeobox 3a
Biological process (GO): regulation of transcription by RNA polymerase II
Cellular component (GO): nucleus
Molecular function (GO): RNA polymerase II transcription regulatory region sequence-specific DNA binding; DNA-binding transcription factor activity, RNA polymerase II-specific
Source: RefSeq, a predicted model, not a curated record
UGAUUAUUUUUCUAGCCUAGAAGGACGCGUGUUUUGACGCGCUCUCCAGGUGUGAAAUCGAGCCUCCGCGUAAAACCGCAGAGAAGACUAAAACAGGGACUCCUCACAGGCAGGAUAUCCACAGUCUGUAAGUCAGCCUCGUAUUCGUCCUGCUCUUUAAUUCCUACUUCCGUGGUCCUCCGCGUUCAGACCACAGCCACAGCGAUGCCAGAGACAACGCAAGAGACGUGCGCUCCGGCCAAGGACUCUCCUUUCUUUAUCAAGAACCUGCUCAACUGUGACAGCAAACCGUCAAAACGACCCGUGCUUGCUGCCACCAAGGCGGCCUUGGAGGGAGGAUUUUCUCUUUCCCAGGUCGCGGACUUCACCUUUCCACGCUUCGACCUGCCCACACAGAGGUUCAGUCUACCGGCUCACUACCUGGAGCGCACCUCGGCGUGGUGGUACCCCUACACCCUCGGCGCAACCGCCCACCUGCACAGAACUGAAAUUAUCGAGAAACCAGGAGCCAGAGACUCCUCUCCAACCUCGGGCACAGACAGAGACUCGCCGGAGCUUGUCCUCAAGUCCGAGCCAGACGCCAAAGACGACGACGAGGACGAUGACCACAACAACAACAAAAGCGGCGAUGAGAUCAUCCUGGAGGAGAGCGACACGGAAGAGGCCAAAAAAGACGAGCUGGAUGAGUGGAAGAAGAGGGACGACGACAAGAAACCGUGUCGCAAGAAGAAGACACGCACAGUUUUCUCCCGGAGCCAGGUGUUCCAGCUUGAGUCCACCUUCGAUAUGAAGCGCUACCUGAGCAGCUCGGAGCGCGCCGGUCUGGCCGCGUCUCUGCACCUGACGGAGACUCAGGUGAAGAUCUGGUUCCAGAACAGGAGGAACAAGUGGAAACGGCAGCUGGCAGCGGAGCUGGAGGCCGCCAACCUGAGCCACGCGGCAGCGCAGAGGAUAGUCCGGGUGCCCAUCCUCUACCACGAGAACUCGGCCUCUGAUAGUGGAGGCUCCGCCGGGAACGUGCCCGCGAGCCAGCCGCUUCUCACCUUCCCGCACCCGGGCGUCUACUACUCCCACCCCAUCGUCACAUCCGUACCGCUGCUCAGACCGGUUUGAGGAGAGCUGGACAAAAGCAACUCUCUCUAAAAAAUAAAGACUGAAUAUUUUUGUACAACUGACUGAAUGAAGAAAAAAUAGACACAGUGACAGGCCUACAUGGACCUUUAUUAUGGGAAAUAUAAUGUGUCAUUUUCUAUGAGGGUGUCGUUUACACGUGAUCCGACAACUCAGAUCCCAUGUUUAUUAUUAUUAGUGUUAUUAUUAUUAAUAUUAAUAUUAUUAUUAUUAUGCGGUAUCACCUCAGGAGUCCACCUGCUUACACUGCCUGAUGAGUGUCUUUUAUUUUCCCCCUUGAUUUUACAUCAUGACUGUUUCUAGGCUGCAGGUCAAAAAAGUUUGUUUACAAAGUUGAACGGCUCCAAUGCGCGUGCCUGCUUGUUAUUUAACACAAUUAUUUUGAAUUAUUUCACAUUUUCAUACCGAUAAUGCGCAACACACUGACGGUGAGCUGUGAAUCAAUUCGUCCACUAAGCCAGAUACACACUAUAUAUUUUAAUUUUCAACUUUGGAUAUUAUUGAUGAGCCUUUGUUGUCCUUUUUAAAGCUAUUGCUUUCUAAGCGCGUGACCGGGGACAAUCAAAACACUCUGGACUGUAAAAUAAUCCUGUAGCUUUAUGUUUAGUUUUAGUGACUCUCACUCUUGUUCUCUCUACAUGGACGCGUCCUUCGAGCACAAGCGGGAGCUCCAGUGUGUCCUAAUCUUCUUUGUGUUUUGGAACAGGCAAAAAUAUCGACGAAACACUGGUGUAAAAAUCUGUAAAUGUAUAUAUUUAAUGAGUAACGGGGGAAGAGGGGCUGCUACCUCCGGCUUCUCCUUUGUACAGAAAAAACAACGUUUUGAUAUUGUCAUGCUGAACCAUGUUGUGAAAUAAAAGGAGAAUAUUCCUCACUUUUUAGGA